Molecule: messenger RNA, 582 nt
Organism: Pipistrellus kuhlii (Kuhl's pipistrelle)
Lineage: Eukaryota; Metazoa; Chordata; Mammalia; Chiroptera; Vespertilionidae
Gene: MRPL34
Product: mitochondrial ribosomal protein L34
Exons: 2
Coding region: 249-530 (93 amino acids)
Biological process (GO): translation
Cellular component (GO): mitochondrial large ribosomal subunit; ribosome
Molecular function (GO): structural constituent of ribosome
Source: RefSeq, a predicted model, not a curated record
ACAUAGAGAGCUAGCCUAAGAAGUGCCGUUCGCCAGCUCCUACCGAUCCACAUGAGGAAACUACACACACCUGCGGUGCGGCGGCUCACGCCUUUGGCACGCAGGAAGUGGAACUACAAUCUCGGAGGCCCCCCGCGGCAGUGAGGUUAGAGAAAACUACAUUUCCCAGAAGCCUCCGCUCCUCAGCUGCGGAGCCUUCGGUUUUCGGAAUAGCCGACGCGGACGGGCCGCGUGAUCCGAGGCCGGACAUGGCUCUCUUGAGCAGAUCCCUGAGUCGCCAGUUGUGUCCCGUCAGUAGGGCUAUACAGGAUGCCAGGUGGCUCCAGCCCCAGACCUUGUUGCGGCUACCCGAUGCCUGGGCACUCCCCACCACGCAGCCGAGCCGGGGCAAGGCACGCGGGAACGAGUACCAGCCGAGCAACAUCAAACGCAAGCACAAGCACGGCUGGGUCAAGCGCUUGAGCACCCCGGCGGGCGUCCAGGUUAUCCUUCGCCGCAUGCUCAAGGGCCGAAAAUCGCUGAGCCACUGAGCGCGCCGCUGCCUCUGAGACUGCCUCUUGCCAUUAAAGCAUUUCCCUCGCU